UGCUAUUACAUUCAUGUCAUAAAUGUUAUUGUUAUUUUUAUUUUUACUAGGCAAGAAGUGUGAUGUUUAUAAAUUAUCUGAAUUACAUGAUAAAAUUGGAGAGGAAUGUAUUGUAAUAGGCACACUAUUUAAACAUCAAGAACUAAAACCUAGUAUUUUAAAGGAAAUUAGUGAAGAAAACAAUUUGAUACCUCAACCGCCUAGAACUCAUUUUGUUUCCGAUACAGAUGAAGUCAUAUUGGAAGAUGAAUUACAAAGAGUGCCUUUAACAUUUGAUGGAUUGAAUGACAAUAGUUUAUCCUUAAAUAAUAUUAUGACUGGAUGUAUUAUAGCAGUAAAAGGUAUCCCUCAUGAUGGUGGAAAAUUUGAUGUAAUGGAUUUUUGUUGGCCUACACCAUCAGCUGUUUCUAAAAAACUCACUACUCGUAGUUCAAGAGAUGAUAGGUUUCUUGUAUUAAUAAGUGGCUUAGAAUUAGCUACUAAUGUUGCUACUCAUUUCCAAAUACAAUUAUUUGUGGAUUGGAUAUAUGGUUUACUGGGUGAUAAAAAAGAAAACUGUAAAGUCUCGAAAAUUGUCCAAGUUUUAAUAGCUGGAAAUAGUAUACGUAGUACUCCUAUGAAAAAGCCAAAUUACCGUGACAAGAUUGACGAUUUUCCUAGAGACAUUCAAGCAAUUAAGCAGUUAGAUGACCUUUUAUUUCAAUUAGCUUCAACCGUUGAUGUCCAAAUUAUGCCUGGAGAAUUCGACCCAACAGAUAGAACAUUACCUCAACAAGCAUUCCACAAAUGUUUAUUUCCCAAAGCAGCUGAAUUUUCAAGUUUACACAGAGUAACAAAUCCAAAUCAGUUUGAAAUUGAAGGCCAUCUUAUAAUUGGAUCAUCUGGACAAACUGUGCAAGAUAUUUUGAGAUUUUCUAACUUAGAAGAUCC
This is a messenger RNA of Diuraphis noxia (Russian wheat aphid), 930 nucleotides long. RefSeq names its product DNA polymerase delta subunit 2 (gene PolD2). The record is from RefSeq and is a predicted model, not a curated record. Gene Ontology annotation, molecular function: DNA binding. Gene Ontology annotation, biological process: DNA replication; DNA strand elongation involved in DNA replication. Lineage: Eukaryota; Metazoa; Arthropoda; Insecta; Hemiptera; Aphididae. Gene Ontology annotation, cellular component: delta DNA polymerase complex.